Messenger RNA from Brassicogethes aeneus, 1582 nucleotides. The record is from the annotation of a GenBank genome assembly. NCBI's taxonomy places the organism in Eukaryota, Metazoa, Arthropoda, Insecta, Coleoptera, Nitidulidae.
GUCAAAUUGCGAUCUGUCAAAAGCUCUCAGAAGAAAAAAGGGUGUUUGUGAUAGUUUAAUUGACGAUUAUUUGCGAUUUAUUAACGAAAAUGUCGUUGUUCGGUUCGUUGAUGGGUGAUAUGGAAGACGAUCCGAUAUUUGGAUCUCACAUGCGCACUAUGCGUCAAAUGAACAACAUGAUGAAUUCUCUCUUUGCUGACCCAUUCGGAAUGAUGGCAGCCUCCCCAUUUAACGAAUUCGAUAAUCGUGCUUUGACACACCGAUCAAUGCACAACACUUUAAUGCCAUUCUCUAUGCCAAUGAUGCCAAAUUACAACCGCUUGAUGGGCGGUUCUUUGGAUUCUUUGGGAGGUGGUUUGGCCCAUGGUGGCCAUGGAAACUCCCAUUUUAGCAGCUCAAGCACUGUGGUCAGUAUGACGUCGGGUCCGGACGGCAGGCCUCAGGUGUACAAGGCCACGUCGAGCACCCGCGUGGCCCCGGGCGGCAUAAAAGAAACGCAAAGAACCGUCACGGACAGUCGCUCGGGCACCAAAAAAAUGGCGAUCGGACACCACAUCGGCGAGCGGGCUCACAUCGUCGAGAAAGAACAGAACAUGCACACCGGCGACAGAGAGGAACGCGAGGACUUCAUCAACCUCGACGAGGACGAGGCCGAGGACUUUAACAAGGAGUGGGAGAACAAAGCCAGAAGUCGCUCGGACGUGCCAAGAAUUACGGCCGGCUCCAACCCGAGGAACCGCCACUCCUACGGCGGCCAUUACAGCGUCCCCGCCAUCACUGCCGGCUCAAGUCGAAGUCGAAGAGAACGCUCCUCAUUGGUCAGCCCGCGCAGAAGCAUUCGUUCGCCGAAGUUGGCGCUGCCCAGCUCCGGCCAAUCGCCGUCGUCGCACAGGUAUCCGCGGCAUUAGAUUUAACCCAUAAUUAACCCCCUGGGAUAAAGGAACUCACUUAUUCUUCAACCAGGACCCCCUACAGCCCUCCCUCUCAGACACAGCAGCCCAGAAAAAGUAAGAAUAUAAAAACAGUGUCUGGAAGUCCACCACCGCCAGAUAUGCAAUAAAAAAAAUUGGGCGAUGCAGAGCGAUAUUUUUAAACGUUUCCAUGGCCUUAUUUUUGUAACAUUCGGCAUAUUGUUGACUUAAAAAUAUCGCCAUGUGUCAAAAAGUAUUGUAAUUUAUAAAAACGUAUUUUUUAAAGCACAAUCAUAACAAAGCAAAAAAUCGAUGUUUUUCCAGUAUUUAGUUACUAUAAAAUUAACAUUUUAUUUCCUUCUACUCAGUACAAAGAAUAAUUUAGUUGACAUAACGUAUUUUUGUAUGAAUUAAAAAUCAUUUAUUUUCUUGACUUGAUUGAAAUACCAUAAAUAAAAAAAACGCGUAUUAGUUGUAAGUUGUUUUUUUUUUCAAAGAAAAAGCACAUUGUUGUCAUGUAUGUAUUUUGUCGAUAAAAAUAACUGUAAGGUGAAAUGUGGCAAGUAUGUUUAAGUUGAUGUGCUAAGACAUAGAAAAUAGUCCUUAAAUUGUAAUAUAUAGUUUAAGUUCAUGUAUCUCUUCCUAGGUUAAAUAAAAGUUAUUAUAUUCGA